AGGCCUACGAAAGAACCUGUCGGUAUUUGGCGAGGAAGAGCAAUUCUGUGGUGGUAGCUGUUGAGUAUCGUUUAGCCCCUAAACAUCCAUUCCCAGCCCAGUUUGAGGACUGUCUCACUGCCACCAUCCACUUCCUGAGGACUGCACAGGACCAUGGAGUUGACCCUUCCCGUGUUGUCAUCUGUGGAGACAGCAGUGGAGGUGCACUCACUGCAGCUGUUAGCCAAGCCCUGGGGUACAGAAGAGAUGUCCCCAAGCUGAGAGCACAAAUCCUGAUCUAUCCUUUCCUCCAGAGUGUGGACUUUGAUUUGCCUUCUUACCAGCAGAAUGCAAAUAUCCCUGUUCUGCUACGGGAACGGACGGUUGUUCUUGGCUUGAAAUAUCUUAAUAUAGACUUGUCUGUUAUCAAAGAAGUAUUUAAAGGUUGCCACCUUCCAGAGGAUAUGAAACUGAAGUAUCAGAAAUGGGUGAGUGCUGACCACAUCCCUGAGGAGUUUAAAACAAGAGGUUACAAACCAAGUCCGACACAUCCAUUCUCAAAAGAAACCUAUACAAAGGCUAAGAUUAUGUUUGACCCUGUUUUUUCCCCACUGUUAUGUGAGGACAGUGUCAUUGCUCAGCUCCCUGAGACUUUCAUUUUGACCUGUGAAUUUGAUGUGCUCAGAGAUGAUGGAUUGCUGUACAAGAAACGAUUAGAGGAUCAUGGUAUCAAAGUGACCUGGUGCCAUCUGCAAGAGGGAAUCCAUGGAACAAUGUUCUUAGCUCUAUUUGGUAGGCCAAUAGCAUUCCAAUCUGGAAUUAAAGGCCUGGAAAAGAUAGUAAGUUUUCUACGAUUGAUGUAA
Acanthisitta chloris (rifleman) is the source of this 842-nucleotide messenger RNA. RefSeq names its product arylacetamide deacetylase-like 4. The transcript has 2 exons. Gene Ontology annotation, molecular function: hydrolase activity. The record is from RefSeq and is a predicted model, not a curated record. The annotation marks the transcript as partial. Lineage: Eukaryota; Metazoa; Chordata; Aves; Passeriformes; Acanthisittidae.